Molecule: messenger RNA, 3621 nt
Organism: Cyprinodon tularosa
Lineage: Eukaryota; Metazoa; Chordata; Actinopteri; Cyprinodontiformes; Cyprinodontidae
Product: un-named hu7912
Exons: 2
Coding region: 271-3474 (1067 amino acids)
Biological process (GO): cell-cell junction organization
Cellular component (GO): plasma membrane; apical junction complex
Source: RefSeq, a predicted model, not a curated record
CACAGGCGCAAGCUGUGACACACCUCCUCCUCCAUCACGCACCAACACAGAGCUAUGAGGGAGAGGAGCUGGGUGAUGCAGAUAACAUGAAGGACGGGUGCUCGGCUCCUGGAGGAUCGCAGCAGGUGCGUUAAGGUUUAUUCUGCGCCGCGCGGAGACAGGACAGGCUGCACUAAACCAUCAUGUCCACCGCAUCCCAUCAGUUCUCCGCCGACACGGAUGCCCUGAUACUAAAUCAACAUGACAUGAGAGCCUUAAAGUUCCUUCAAGAUGACCAGAACGCAUCCCCCUGAUAUACUGGCAUCAAAUCUGUACCGGAAUUUCACACUGAGCGACACUACUGGUCACUCCGUUUCUCUUCAUUCCUCAAAGCAAUGUGACUUGAAAAUGCUUGAUAAAUCAGAGAUAAUUAACAAGAGACACUGUCGCAGUUUUGACUUCAUUGAGUCACUUGAUGAUCCACAGUCAUUCUCCUCCUCGAUGGAGCAACACUACAACAGACCUGAACAGCAGACAUUGAAUAAAGAUCUCUGGAAUGCACUGGAUCAGCCGGGCCAUCUUCGAUUUUCAUCUCCAGAUCUUUUCAAUACCAAGCAGUUCCAGCAGCAAACUACUGAAGACAAAACCAGCUAUCUUACAUGGUCAGACUCCAAAAGGAGAUCAAGAUCUAAAAGUGCCCCGAGAUUAAAGACUACCCUCACCCCUGUCCCAAUCUCUGUAUCUCCACCACAGGCCAGGGGUGGAAGGGAUGAAUCUCAGGCUGUUUCAGAUUCCAUGAGGACAGCUGAAACCCACCGAGAACCCACCAGCAGGCCUUUCUUGAACGAGGUGCAUCCUAUUAAACUGCAACCCCACACCCCCCUCUACGUCUCAGACUGUUUUGAACAUGAUAAAGCAGAAAAACCAGCCGUGAGCCCUCAUGUCAGGUGCCGUGUAGACAUCAAACCAGAUGCUGCUGUACUAGAGCACACAUCGAGACAGAUUCCCAAUACACAUGGUGAACAUCUUUGGCAAAGGUAUUCCCAGGCUAGUAGCAGGUCUGGACUCUAUGUCCCACGGCACAUUGCCUCAUCUCCAACACCAACUCCAAGCGAAUGCUACAGUGGAGAUUUUAGACAAGGAUAUCUCUAUACCACCAGCAUAUCUCCUAUUUCCUACCAGCAUUUAGACACACACAGGAUGCCAUCACCAACAACACCAUACCUGAGCCAAGAACACAGAGCGUAUUCAAAUCCUAACAUACCGACAAAGUUUUUCUAUACUGAGGAUGCUGCUCGGCAUCCCAUCCACCCCUAUGCUAGGACAUAUUUUCACGAUGAUCGAUCCAGUCUAACCAGUUUUGGUAGUACGGCGACAAGUCAAUAUGACCCAAGGACACGAUGGGUGCAUACACUUCCUGUGAGGUCAUACUACACAGACCACCUUACCAACCGAGAGGCAGCUCACUCUGUACAUAACAGGCCUUACUCCACAAGUGAGAGAGGUUCUUAUUUUUCUCAAACUCCACUUUCUCGAGCUUAUUAUGGAGAAGAUGGACGGUUUACUCCAUACCACAUGAAUGGCUCAAGGCUUUUUUAUUCUAAACCAUUUUCCUCUCCUGAAGAGCAGUACCUUUCACACAGGCUAUAUAACACAGAGAGUUAUCGACGGCCUCGAUUGUCUCAGGCCUUUUCAGAUGAUUGGUAUCGCUCUAGUAUUUCUGGUUUCUCAAGCCACUCCUCACAGAACACACCACCAAGGGUAAGACAAGACCUUAACAUUCCCCCGUGGUUUACUAACAGCUACACAGAAGCAAGUCGACUCGGAGCAGACAUCAAAAACCACUCCAAGUCUUGGGACAAUAUCAUAUAUCCACGACAUGAACGAGAGCAAGCUGUACCACGUGGACAAAGCUAUGAGAACCUGUUUCACCAAGCAAGACAAGGGACUUCCUCUGAUAUUACAGCUAAACCGGUCAUACUUAACCUUUCAAGUUCACCAAGGCGCUAUGCUGCUCUCUCUCUGUCGGAGAAUUCUUUGGAGAGGAACUCAAACAAAUCAUGGAGAAAUUCUAAGAGUGGACACUGGUUUGUUACUCCAGAGAUCACUAUAACAGACAAUGACCUAUGUUCAGGCAAUGCCAGGCGUCAUGAUGUCCAUUCUGUUCGUUGGGAUACUUCGGAUGGUGAGAAGGCAUCAACCCAGAGGCUAGUAAAUCAAAAGAAGUCACCCAACACUACAGAGAUAACCAAAGAAAAGAAACAUAACAACUUCUCCCUUCAGCAGAGUCUGGAACAACUGGAUGAACUCUUAGCUGAUUUGGUUGUUGACUACAAACCCCCAAUGAGCAAAAAAUCAAGUGAAAACCUUAUAGACCAGUUAAAACAACUGAUCACUGAGGACAAUGACAAAAACAUAGAAUCCCCUGCAUUGGAAAACUUAGAAAGCCUCAGCACUCACCUUCCAUCCUCUAAAUCUAGCCCAGAUACAUUGAAAGACCCAGACAGUGGGUGUGAUGCUUUUCAAAGAAGUGCAGAAGAAUGUUCUCCAGACCACAGCACAGAUGAAGAUGACACAAUGGUGUGCGCUAAUAAGAAGUGCAACAGAAUUGAGAACAUGUUCAAUGCUUGCUUGUACUUCAAAUCCUGCCACAGCUGUUACACCUUUUACUGUUCAAGAAAUUGCCGCAGGGAUGACUGGGAGACCCACAAAGAAACAUGUCUCUAUGGUCGGGUCAGCAGUGUGUGUCGGCAUACUCUUAAGUUCUGCAGAGAGAAUUCAGAGAUCCAUAAGGCCUUUUCUCGCAUUGCUAAAGCUGGCUACCUCUCCAGAGGAAGAGGUGUUCUCUUUUUGGGUUUUGCAAAUCCAGAGACUGCUGAGAACUUCCUGCAAGUUGGGCUGGAAAGCCUCCUCAUGUCUCCUACAUACUUGUCCCUUAGAGAGCUGGAUGGCUUUAAGGAUAACCUAGGUGAAUAUUGCAAGGAACUGCAGCUGGCAGGCAAUGAGUAUGACCCUGAUGAAUGUUUCCUUCUGAAUGUAUCAGUAGCUGUCGGUGAACUAGUGCCUAACAGACCUUCACCGAGGGUCCAAACACCGACAGUUCGAAAAUAUGCAAAGGUGUCUUUGGCCUCCUCCAGUCCAGACAAAAAAGUGCUCAAGAUGGAUAAUGAAAUGGAAACUCUUAUUCUCACGCCCCCUCCAGGAACACCCGACAUCGACAAAGAAGGGGAGGAGGGACGGAAAGCGAGGGAGGUGUGCUUCGUCAACAUCCAGCGUGAACUCAGGACCAGGGGAGUCUUCCUCCGUCACGAGUAUCCCAAAAUCUAUAAUCAGCUGUGUGAGUUUGUAGAGAGUAACAAAAGGUUUACUCCCACAACAAUUUACCCGAUAGAUAAACGAACAGGGAAGCAGUUCAUGUGCAUGAUCAUGGCGGCAUCUGAGCCAAGAACACUGGACUGGCUGGGGACUCCUCAUCUUUUAGACGAUAUUAUAUAGCAUAGCACUAAAUACAGCAAAUAAAUUAUGUCAGCAGCUCUUAAUGUAGAUACUGUGAAUACAUGUGGUGGUUUAGAAAAUUGGAUAUUUGUAUAUGUGUAAAUAUGCAGCUUCAUUUGCUCAUUGUCUCUCCUUCUCUUAUGUUUG